CAACCCAGGGAAAUCGCAUUCGCGGGUUGAAGGUACAUGCGUACAAGCUGCUCAUUCAAGCAACCAUCGCCCACAGCUUAAAUGAGCUUCGUUUAGUGCCAUCACUUCAGUUCAGCCGUCGACUGCUCCUCUCUGCCGUCCUCUCCCCCACCCGUAUAUGUCUCUGUGGGCUACGCUGAAAUAUCGAACAAGAGAUGUUGCAUUGGGAUGUAUACAACACCGCUCUUCUCUAGAUGGGAUUAAAAACAACGGCGUCUUGCGCGAUUCUGAAGGCACUUGUUUGUCGGGAAGGACAUGAAGAGCGACUGCUCUGCGUAAACUAUGGGAUUAAGGCGAUCGAAGAAAAGUUGGAUGUUGUAAAGAUCGUAUCUCCGUGCUGGAUGAUCCAUAACAUGGAGAGGUAGAUCUCGACAUAGGCUACUGACAUCUCAGGAAGGUGAACAUACUGACUAACACACCGGGAAAGGAAAUGUACAGGGCCUGGAUCUUCCUUAUUCUUAUAGAAGAGGGAUUUGGACUGGCGCAAAGAUCUCAAGAGACACACCACAACGAUGGUGACCCGCUCCCCAACACAGAGCAGUGCGGCUUGUGGACGCGCAACAUCAACGGUGGCCUCUUCACGUCUCCGAACUACCCUGAGACAUACCCGCCGAACAAGGAAUGCGUCUACAUCCUGGAGGCGCUCCCUCGCCAGAGAAUCCAGCUGACCUUCGACAAGACCUACUACAUCGAGCCCUCGUUUGAAUGCCGCUUCGACCACAUCGAGGUCCGGGACGGCCCUUUCGGCUUCUCCCCUCUCAUCGACCGCUUCUGCGGCCCCAAGAGCCCAGGCAUAGUCACCUCUACCGGACGCUUCAUGUGGAUCAAGUUCACCAGUGACGAGGAACUCGAAGGCCUGGGGUUCCGCGUCAAAUACACCUUCAUCGCAGACCCAGAUUUCCAUUUGCACGUGGGCGGACUGCUGAAUCCCAUCCCAGAUUGCCAGUUUGAGGUCGGGGGCUCUGACGGAGUGGUGCGUUCCAGCCAGGUGGACGAGGAUAAGAUUAAAACGGACGAGGAUCUGGAUUGCAUCUGGACCAUCCGCGCCGCGCCCCAGUCGAAGAUUUAUCUGCGCUUCCUGGAGUACCAGAUGGAGCACUCCAACGAGUGCAAGAAGAACUUUGUGGCGGUGUACGACGGCAGCAGCGCCAUCGAGAACCUCAAGGCCAAGUUCUGCAGCACGGUGGCCAACGACGUGAUGCUGGGCACCGGCGUGGGCGUGGUGCGCAUGUGGGCCGACCGCAACAGCCGCCUCAGCCGCUUCCGCAUGCUCUUCACCUCCUUCGUCGACCCCCCCUGCUCUGGAAACACCUUCUUCUGCCACAGCAACAUGUGCAUCAACAACUCCUUGGUGUGCAACGGCGUCCAGAACUGUGUGUAUCCCUGGGACGAGAACCACUGCAAGGAGAGGAAGUCCAAGGGCCUGUUCCACCAGAUCACCAAGACGCACGGCACGGUGAUCGGCAUCUCCACGGGCGUGGUGCUGGUGCUGCUCAUCAUCUCCAUCCUGGUGCAGAUGAAGCAGCCGCGCAAGAAGGUGGUGGCGCGCCGGCCGGCCGUCUUCAACAAGGCCGGCUUCCAGGAGGUCUUCGACCCGCCGCACUACGAGCUCUUCUCCCUGCGCGACAAGGAGCUCUCGUCCGAGCUGGCCGAGCUGUCGGACGAGCUGGAGAGCUACCACAAGCUGCGGCGCUCGUCCACCGUGUCGCGCUGCGUCCACGAGCACCACUGCGGAGCGCAGCACGCGCAGCACGCGGCAGCCGCUGCAGCCGCCGCCGCCGCCGCCGCCGCCGCCGCCGCUACGGGAGUCGUGUCCUCCGCGUCCGUGGCCUCGUCGUCGGCCGGCGGGAGCAUGAAGCAGAGCCGCACCACGCUCAGCUCCAUGGAGCUCUCGUACCACAACGACUUCUCCAAGCCGCCGCCGCCCAUGAAGACCUUCAACAGCUGCUCCAGCACGGGCAGCAUGGGCACCUACAAGAAGAGCUGCUACGGCUACGCCAAACAGACUCACGACUGCGCCGCCGCCGCCGCCGCCGCCGAGCAGGUGAUCGAGGACCGCGUGAUGGAGGAGAUCCCGUGCGAGAUCUACGUGCGCGGCGGGAGCGUGGCGGGGACCGCCGGCAGCAUCGGCAGCGGCUGCGGAACGCUCAGCAUCCGGAACCACGGCAGCGUGAGGAACAGCGCCAGCGUGGUGGACCCGGGCACGCGCUCCAUGUCCAUGGACUUUUAAACUGGAGGGGAGGGAGAGAGAGAUGGAGAGAGAG
This is a messenger RNA of Sardina pilchardus (European sardine), 2303 nucleotides long. RefSeq names its product neuropilin and tolloid-like protein 2. Gene Ontology annotation, cellular component: postsynaptic density. The record is from RefSeq and is a predicted model, not a curated record. NCBI's taxonomy places the organism in Eukaryota, Metazoa, Chordata, Actinopteri, Clupeiformes, Clupeidae. The transcript is spliced from 9 exons. Gene Ontology annotation, molecular function: ionotropic glutamate receptor binding. Bases 470 to 2269 code for a protein of 599 amino acids.